CAUAUGGAUUAUUGUUGAGGUUUGAUAAGGUUCUGCGGUCCGUCGCAGUUGAAAAUUCUUCGUCUUUUUCAUGAGGUUUAGUGGUUUAUAAGUUUAAUCAUGAUGGAAGGUUCACUGAGUAAAUGGACCAAUGUUAUGAAAGGUUGGCAGUAUCGCUGGUUUGUGUUGGACGAGAACGCUGGCCUGCUGUCUUAUUACACGUCUAAAGAGAAGAUGACCCGUGGCGUGCGUCGCGGUUGCGUUCGUCUCAGGGCGGCGGUGAUCGGCAUUGAUGAUGAAGACGACUCGACCUUCACCAUAACCGUCGAUCACAAGACCUUCCACUUCCAGGCCCGCGACGGUCUCGAACGUGAACGAUGGGUCCGGUCGUUGGAGGACACGAUCGCACGUCACUGUCGCCGUGAGAGAUGGUCUCGGAGUGUACCGGCACCAGCUCACAGGCACGGGGAUCUGGAGAGGCGGAUCGCUGAGGCGGACGCGUAUCUGCAGAUCAUGAUUGAACUCGUCUCGAAAAUGAACGUGAGAGUAUCAGAUCUGCAAGAUCCUCAAGAAAAAACAAAGGGACAAGUGAUUUUAGAUCACUCCAAUGCCAUGUUGGACAAUAUAAAACAUUCCAUAGUCCUCCUACAAAUAGCUAAGAACACAGUAAAUCCUGUGAAUGGAGUCUACCAAGGACCAACGAGCAUCACUCAAUCACAUAUCAUGGAAGAUCUGUCUCCCCGAGUGGAGCUGGGUUCGGAGUGCCGUGAGCUGACAUCCCCAGCACUGCCGGGACCAGCGCUAGAACAUAUUGACGCACCCAGACAGGCGAUGUCGUUGCUGGUCCCAGACACGUCGUACUCCUCGUCGGAGGGAGAAGACGACUUCUAUGACGCUGACGAUGGACCGCCGGAUGACAUGCCAGGACCCAGCGCUGGUCGUACCUGUUUGGCUGAGGGUGCCAUAGAGCAGGAGUCGACACCCCCUGCAGCCGUCGACCUUCCCAGGACCAGAGAUGGGGAGAUCGACUAUGACGCCCUGUAUGAGGAUGACUCCGACAGCGACCUGGGCUCCAUGGAGAACCAUGGCUCCGUGGUGACACAUCUGCUAUCACAAGUCAAGAUAGGAAUGGAUCUCACUAAGGUAGUUCUCCCUACGUUUAUACUGGAGAGACGGUCUUUGCUGGAGAUGUAUGCGGACUACUUCGCACAUCCCGACCAGUUUGUCAAGAUAGUGGACCAACCGACUCCGAGGGAGAGGAUGAUACAGGUGGUGAGAUGGUACUUGAGCUCAUACCACGCGGGCCGGAAGUCGCAGGUAGCUAAGAAACCAUACAACCCCAUACUGGGCGAGAUCUUCAGGUGUCAUUGGACUAUAGACGGCGAACCGCAAGACAGCAAUAGCAAGCAAGAAGUGGGCGACGGCCCUGUACCCUGGUGUUCCCCGGACCAGCUGUCUUUCGUAGCGGAACAGGUGUCACAUCAUCCACCUAUAUCAGCGUUCUACUCGGAGCACGUCAAUAAAAGAAUACAAUUCGACGCCUGGGUGUGGACCAAAAGCAAAUUCCUCGGACUGUCCAUCGGCGUCCAUAAUAUCGGCAGGGGCCUCGUCUCUCUGUUGGAUCUGGGAGAGGAGUAUUCCCUCACCUUCCCCAACGGAUACGGCAGAUCUAUCCUGACGGUUCCCUGGAUAGAGCUAGGCGGGUCUGUGGUCAUCGAGUGUGUGCAGACGGGGCACAGGGCCAACAUAGAGUUCCUUACGAAGCCGUUCUAUGGAGGGAAGAAACACAGGGUCACGUGUGACGUGUUCGUGGGCACCGAGAAGAAGCCGUACUACUCCGCGCAGGGAGAGUGGAACACGAGGGUUGAAGGAAGGUGGACGGACACUGGACGAACAGAAGUCCUCUUCGACGUGUCCAACAUGAAGCCGAAGAAGAAGCGGGUGGCUCCGAUAUCGCGCCAGAACAGCGGGGAGUCGAGGAGGGUGUGGAGACACGUGACGGCGGCGCUCAGGGCGGCCGACACGGACGCCGCCACCAGCGCCAAGAGGAGGCUGGAGCAGGCGCAGAGGGACGCCGCCAAGAAGAGGAUCGACGACAACCACAAGUGGGAGACGCAGUUAUUCAAACCCAAAGGCGACGAAGGCUGGGAGUACACGACGCCUCUCAGCAAACGAAUAGAGACAUCAAAGUCACCUAAGAGACAGGACACGGCCACUAGAUAAUGGACUUUAUUGUAAUUAAUAUAAGGUACACUUUACACGAUAAACGCACUAUUCAUUAGUACAGCGUGGAUUUGUACCGAAUACGACUCUAGGGAAAUAUAUCAGUAUGGGAGGGAACAUUCGUUUGUUAUAUUAUAUAAUAAUUAAUUUAUAUUAUAUCCGUGUCCGCUGUGAUGCUGCGAGUGUAUCGCGAGGUCUCCGGGCUCGGGCGCCCGUGUGUAGAGGGAGAUACAUGUUUGGACCAAUUUUUUUUAUUAAUCUCCGCUAUAACGUAUUAUGUAUGGUUUAGAUUUUUUUUAUAUAUAAACAUAUGUUUGAGAUUAUUUAAUUUAAUUUUUUUUUUUGGACGACUCUUUACAGAAAUGUAUUAAUACUUGUUUUAAAACUGGUGUAGGUUUUUAUUGAAGAGUAUGUUGUUAUAUUUUAACAAAAUUCCAUUGUUAAACUGUUCUGACAGUUGUGGCAGAAUUGUAGCUUUUAUAUAAGGACGUUUAUAUCGGACGACACGACAACGACGUAGAUGUCGUGUCGUUGUCGUUCCGUCUGUAUAAAACUAUAGUUAAAAUCUAUUCUUAAUGUUUAAUAAUCACUAUGGCCUAUAACAAGCAAUAACUGUAAAUAUAGAUUCAUCUUUCGCUUUAAAGAUUUAACUAGUGUAUAGCACUUGUUGACACAUUGAGGGAUGUGAAUUAAAUGAUCCUAAUUCUAGACAAUUUUUAAUUGUAUACUCCAAAAAAAAAAAUAUCUAUAUUUAUGGUUUGAAAUUUAUAUAAUAAUUAGAUAAUAAAAAUAUAUUUCGUGCAUAGAUUAAGUGACUUCAUUGCUUCCCGUGCGGAAGGCCCGUUUUCUCGUGCACACUCAGGUGUUUAGACUUCUCCAACGAUAUCAAUUCAUUUUGGUGCUCAUACAAAUCACUCGAUAAAUAAUUACUAUGAAAUAACUCAACGAAUACUCGUUACUUUCAUAUAUUUUUAUUAUAAAGAAAUUCCAUCAGUGUACAUUGUAUAAUGUAUAGUCCUCUUAAAGCUUGGAGUCAUUUUAAAAACGAGUUCGCAUAUCUACAUACGCCUUUAACAGUCAGCUGAUGAAAGUAGAUUUUGAAAUUUGAGAAACAAAUCUAGUAAUUUAUUGAAUAGAAUAUAUUUUUAAUUUCGAUCGGCAAACACUGCCUCGAGUAGGUUACAGGCCGGCCGAGCUGAGACAAGACUGAGGGCGGGCGUGCGGCGGUGCCAUCACGAAUCACACACAUAGGAUAACUAUAGAUAGUCUUGUAAAAUAAAAUAAAUAUAAAUUAUUGCUAUAA
Danaus plexippus (monarch butterfly) is the source of this 3505-nucleotide messenger RNA. RefSeq names its product oxysterol-binding protein-related protein 9. NCBI's taxonomy places the organism in Eukaryota, Metazoa, Arthropoda, Insecta, Lepidoptera, Nymphalidae. The coding region runs from base 100 to 2202 and encodes 700 amino acids. The record is from RefSeq and is a predicted model, not a curated record. Gene Ontology annotation, molecular function: sterol binding. Gene Ontology annotation, cellular component: intracellular membrane-bounded organelle; membrane; cytosol. The transcript has 16 exons.